AUGGGAUUAGUACGGAACUAUCCUGAACUUGUCGGUGUUAGAAUCUGCCUUGGAAUAGCCGAGGCUGGAUUGUUCCCAGGUGUCGUCUACUAUCUUUCCAUAUGGUAUCCACGGCACUAUUUGCAGUUCCGCAUUGGAUUGUUCUUCGGCGCGGCCACAGUCGCCGGUGCCUUCUCGGGUCUUCUCGCUUUCGGUAUCAGCUUCAUGAGUGGCACGGACGGUAAACUUGGCUGGUCCUGGAUCUUCAUCAUCGAGGGCUUGGCGACCGUUGUGGUUGGCUUCAUCUCGAUAUUCGUGCUGGUGGACUUCCCCGAUACCGCGAAAUUCCUUACACCCGAGGAGCGUGCAUGGGUAAUCCAGCGCAAGAAAUACGACAACUCUUCCGUGGGCGAAGAGGAGCAUUUCGCCUUCCGUCACAUCAUCGACGCUUUCACGGACUGGCAGGUUUGGAUGCACAUAUUGGUGUAUUUAUCUAUCAUAACGCCCCUCUACGGCAUAUCUCUCUUCUUGCCCUUCGGGUUCACGACGGCAAUCAGCCAGCUCCUCACCGUGCCGCCGUACGUCUUUGCGACGAUCGUGCUCAUCAUCUUCGCCGUCUGGUCCGAUCGCAUCAAGAUGCGCUAUCCGUUUAUUUUGGCCGGACUGGUGAUGUGUCUUAUCGGGUUUUCCAUAAACAUCAGUGAUGUCCCUAUCGGCGUUAAGUUCCUGGUCGUGGCGGGAUCGUACGCCGCAUUCCCCGGCGUGGUUGCUUGGCUCGGCAACAACCUCGCGGGCCAGUACAAGCGAGGUGUGGGCAUGGCUGCGCACAUUGGCAUCGGCAACUUCGGGGGCGCCUUCGCGUCGAAUAUCUACAGGACUAAAGACGCACCGCGUUACAUCGUUGGGCAUGCUAUCGAACUCAUGUUCGUCGGCAUUGGGUUCAUUGCGCUGCCUAUCGUCGUGAUUCUGUACAAGCGAAUCAAUAGUAAGAGGGAGAGGCUCAUGAACGGGGAUGGAAAGCCCACGUUCAGCGAGCAAGAGUUGAGGAAGAUGGGCGACAGAGCGCCUGACUUCCGGUAUACGAUUUGA
This is a messenger RNA of Punctularia strigosozonata HHB-11173 SS5, 1068 nucleotides long. Its product is annotated as MFS general substrate transporter. The transcript is spliced from 16 exons. Gene Ontology annotation, cellular component: membrane. Gene Ontology annotation, biological process: transmembrane transport. The record is from RefSeq and is a predicted model, not a curated record. Bases 1 to 1068 code for a protein of 355 amino acids. Lineage: Eukaryota; Fungi; Basidiomycota; Agaricomycetes; Corticiales; Punctulariaceae. Gene Ontology annotation, molecular function: transmembrane transporter activity.